AUGAGCGCGGGCUCGGAGCGCCGGGCGGCGGCGGCCCCUGGCGGGGUGCCCGCGCCCCGCGCCUCGCGGGUGGAGCUGCGGCUCAGCUGCCGCCACCUGCUGGACCGCGACCCGCUCACCAAGUCCGACCCCCGCGUGCUGCUGCUGCUGCAGUCCCAGGGCCGCUGGGUGCAGGUGGACAGAACCGAAGUGGUCCGGAGCAGCCUGCACCCCGUGUUCUCCAAGGUCUUCACGCUCGACUACUACUUUGAGGAGGUACAGAAGCUGCGCUUUGAGGUCUAUGACACCCCUGGACCAAGCAACCUUGGCUAUCAGGACGACGACUUCCUUGGGGGCAUGGAGUGCACCUUGGGGCAGAUCGUGGCCCAGAAGAAGAUGACCCGCGCCCUGCUGCUCAAGUUCGGCAGGAAUGCCGGCAAGUCCACCAUCACGGUGGUCGCCGAGGACAUAUCUGGGAACAAUGGCUACGUGGAACUGUCCUUCCGGGCCAGGAAGCUGGACGACAAGGACGUCUUCAGCAAGUCAGACCCCUUCCUGGAGCUGUACCGGGUCAACGACGACCAGAGCGAGCAGCUGGUGCACCGCACCGAGGUGGUCAAGAACAACCUCAGCCCCGUGUGGGAGCCUUUCAAGGUGUCACUUAGCAGCCUGUGCAGCUGUGAGGAGACGCGGCCUCUGAAGUGCCUCGUCUGGGAUUACGACUCCCGAGGAAAGCACGACUUCAUCGGGGAAUUCUCCACCACCUUUGAGGAGAUGCAGAAAGCCUUCGGGGAGGACCAGGCCCAGUGGGACUGCGUCAAUGCCAAGUACAGGCAGAGGAAGCGUAGUUACAAGAACUCUGGGGUGGUCAUCCUGGCAGACCUGAAGUCCUACAGGGUUUACUCCUUCCUGGACUACAUCAUGGGCGGCUGUCAGAUCCACUUCACCGUGGCCAUCGAUUUCACAGCCUCCAACGGUGACCCGAGGAACAGCUGUUCCCUGCACUACAUCAAUCCCUUCCAGCCCAACGAGUACCUGCAGGCCCUGGUGGCCGUGGGAGAGAUCUGCCAGGACUAUGACAGUGACAAGAGAUUUUCUGCUUUGGGGUUUGGAGCCCGGAUCCCUCCCAAGUACGAGGUGUCCCAUGACUUUGCCAUCAACUUCAACCCUGAGGACGAUGAGUGUGAAGGAAUCCAGGGCGUGGUGGAGGCCUAUCAGAACUGCCUGCCCAGGGUCCAGCUCUACGGCCCCACCAACGUGGCCCCUGUCAUCUCCAAGGUGGCCCGCGUGGCAGCAGCCUCGGAGCGCAGUGGGGAGGCUUCCGUAGCACUACCACAUCCUGCUGGUGCUGACAGACGGCGUGGUGACCGACAUGGCGGAUACGCGGGAGGCCAUCGUGCGCGCCUCCUACCUGCCCAUGUCCAUCAUCAUCGUGGGGGUGGGCAACGCCGACUUCACGGAUAUGCAGACCCUGGACGGGGACGAGGGCGUCCUGCGCUCCCCGAGGGGCGAGCCGGCGCUCCGGGACAUCGUGCAGUUCGUUCCCUUCCGGGAGCUCAAGAGCGCGUCCCCGGCGGCGCUGGCCAAGUGCGUGCUGGCCGAGGUGCCCCGGCAGGUGGUGGAGUACUACAGCUACAAGGAGCUGCCCCCCAGAGACACCCCCGCCCGGGACACCGGCUCUGAGGGGGCUGGGCAGCCGGAAAUGCGGCCAGUCUCUGUCUCAAGCGCCCAUGGGGUGCCUUAGGCCCCCCACCUUCCAGAGCCCUCCCGUCCCCCCUCCCACAGGCCCACCCCUCAUUCCCCUGUGACCCUGCUGCCCAGGCCAGCCUCUGGGGGCCCCAGGGAACCCUGAAACAGGAGCUGAAGGUUUGGGGUGCGGGCGAUAUCCCCCCAUGCCUGGCCCUGCCCCAGCCAGCGCAUAGGGUCGGGGGUGGGGAGGGCUCCCUGAGAGAGCAGGGGGAGGGCCGGCAGCUCAGCCCAACACGAAGGGAAGCUUUUGGAUUGGGGGGUUCCUGCUUUGCUGCUGGUCUUCACUGGGGGGCCCGCAGGCUGCAUCCCAGCUGUGGAGGAAACCGGGGUGUCCCCAGAGUCCCUGAUCACAGCCACAUCCCUCUUGCUUCCUGCCUCCACCCCCGCUGCUCGCUCCCACCUCAGCGCCCAGGCCUUGGGGCCUGCAGGCGGGGGCUUAGGCGUAAUAAAGUGUCAUCUUGUC
This is a messenger RNA of Hyaena hyaena (striped hyena), 2191 nucleotides long. RefSeq names its product copine 7 (gene CPNE7). Lineage: Eukaryota; Metazoa; Chordata; Mammalia; Carnivora; Hyaenidae. The transcript has 15 exons. Gene Ontology annotation, molecular function: calcium-dependent phospholipid binding. Gene Ontology annotation, biological process: cellular response to calcium ion. Gene Ontology annotation, cellular component: plasma membrane. The record is from RefSeq and is a predicted model, not a curated record. Bases 1 to 1662 code for a protein of 553 amino acids.